CAAGUGCAAGACCCUUGGUGACGUCAACUACUACCUUGGGCUUGACAUUGAGCGAGAUGUGGAAAAGCGGUGGAUGCGAGUGCAUCAAAAGAAGUACUUGGAGGCCUUGGCUGCAAACUUUGGGAAGAGUAAAGGUCAUGUGACUACUCCUCUUCCCUCAGGGUUCAAGUGUGUGAAAGGGCCAGCGGAGGAAAGUGUUGGUGAAGAGGAGAGGUGCCGUUUUCAUUCAUGGUGGGCAGCCUCAUGUAUGCGGCCGUUCACACAAGGCCGGAUGCAGCCUUUGCUAUCGAGCAGCUGGCUAGGGUUGUCCAAUGCCCUAAUGAAGAGCAGGUAGCAGCUAGAGAGAGGGUGGCCAAGUACCUUGGCCAAACAGCAACUGUUGGACUGCAAUACUCCGCCGCGGCACAAAGCCGUCAAAAGGGUGCGGAUGGAGUCGAACCCGGGAGGCUCUUUCUCACCGCCUUCUCUUAUGCAUCUUGGGCAUCAGAACCAGAGGACAUGACAAGUGUGGGAGGCUUCAUCUGCUGUAUUGGUGGAGGACCAACAGCUUGGGAGAGCAAGAAACAAGUGGACCAAGCAUUGAGCUUGGUGGAGUCCGAGUACAUGGCACUCUUCCGUGCCAUAAGAGAGGUUGUGUGGCAGCGGCGUUUGCUAGCUGAAUUGGGAAGGAGCAGCAAGGGCCUACCCCACUCUAUUGUGAUAGCCAGGGUGCUAUUGCAUUGGCUAAGAACCCCGUACUUCAUGGCCUUACCAAGCACAUGAAGGUGAAGUGGCCUUGGGUGAGAAGCAUGGUAACCUUGGGUGAAGUGGAGUUGCACUGCGUGAAGACGACGGCGCAGCCUGCUGAUAUGAUGACCAAGAGGCUGGUUGAGCAGCAGCAUUGAAAGUGUUGCAAGCUUGCUGGGAUGGCUCUGAACUAAGGGGAGCAUAUUCUAAGGCCAACAAUCCGAGGGGGAGUUUGUUGGUGCAACCAUAUGGCUUGCACUCGGCUUGUCGUCCUUGUUUGUGUGUGUGCAUGCAUGGCAUGGAAUGAAUUGUGAGUCUAUUUCAUUGCUAUCCAGUGCUUGUGUGUGUGUUUGAAUGGUGUAUCACAAUGUGGUUUGUGUCGGUCAAGACAUUUGCGAGUUUUUACAACUCGCAUGUCAAGUCGUCGUUUGUGUGUCGCAUGUGUUUUUUCUACUCUGUUGAGUUUGAAGUGUCCAUCGCGUCGCAGGUGUGUGCAGCAAGCCCCCAUCAACUCAAGAAGAAUUUAUCUUGCAGAUCCAAGACCAAGAGCUCAAGAUUUCAAGCCCAAGGGACGCGGAUAAAUAUUAAAUAGUGAAAAUAGUAAUGCUACUUCGUGUAGUGUUACAUUUCACUUGGUGUAGCCCCUUGGAGGGUUGGUUUCGAGACUCUUCGUGGUUGGGGACUCUGUGGUGGUGUACCACCAACCAGGACCUCGGAUCUUGGGGUAUGUAGAGGCUGGGAACCAUCUCCCUCUCGAAUUCUUCUUCCUAAGUUUUUUGUACUCCUAAGACUAUAGUGGCUGCUGUACCUUCUGCCAGUCAAACCGCCAUAGCGUCCCCCAUUGUCGUUUUUUUUUUUUUUUUUUUUUUUUUUUUUUUUUUUUUUUUUUUUUUUUUUUCAUA
This is a messenger RNA of Closterium sp. NIES-67, 1628 nucleotides long. The record is from the annotation of a GenBank genome assembly. Lineage: Eukaryota; Viridiplantae; Streptophyta; Zygnematophyceae; Desmidiales; Closteriaceae.